AUGACCAUCUCCUCCACCAAACCAAAGGUGAUCUUCAUCAUGGGAGCCACCGGCACGGGAAAGUCAAAGCUGUCGAUCGACCUGGCCACCAGUUUCCCCUGUGAGAUCAUCAACUCGGACAAGAUCCAAGUCUACGAGGGCCUUGACAUCGUCACCAACAAGCUCCGCAUGGAUGAGCGUUGUGGCAUCCCACACCACCUCCUUGGCGUCAUUUCCAACCCCAACGCUGACUUCACCCCGGAGGACUUCAUCAACCACGUCCAUGCUUCCAUCUCCGACAUCACCCACCGCGGCCGCACUCCCAUCAUCGUCGGUGGCUCCAACUCCUACCUGAAAGCCCUGGUCGACAACAAUAAUAAGUUCCAAUGUUGCUUCCUCUGCCUCGACGUGUCUCUGGACGUGCUCUUCCAGUAUGUGGACGACAGGGUUGACCAAAUGGUCGAGGAAGGGCUCGUCAACGAGAUAAGUACAAUGUACGAGCCUGGCAUUGACUGCUCGCGCGGCAUAUGGCGGGCCAUUGGGGUUUGCGAGAUGAAGAAGUACCUGAAUGCCGAUGAAAAGGAGGAGGCUUUGUUGAGGGAGGCCAUUGAGAACACUAAGUACAAUACUCGAAGUUUGGUUUGUCGUCAGAGGAGUAAGAUCCAACGGCUGAGAGAUGAGCACCUGUGGGAGAUUCAAUGGCUUGAUGCCACACCAGUGUUCGAGAAACGUAAUCGUGGGGAGGACAAGAUGGAGGUUGACAAAGCUUGGAACCAGUUUGUGCUCAAUCCAAGCUUAGAGAUUGUCACUGCUUUUCUGAGAGAAUAA
Molecule: messenger RNA, 807 nt
Organism: Humulus lupulus (European hop)
Lineage: Eukaryota; Viridiplantae; Streptophyta; Magnoliopsida; Rosales; Cannabaceae
Product: adenylate isopentenyltransferase 3, chloroplastic-like
Exons: 1
Coding region: 1-807 (268 amino acids)
Biological process (GO): tRNA modification; cytokinin biosynthetic process
Cellular component (GO): mitochondrion
Molecular function (GO): tRNA dimethylallyltransferase activity
Source: RefSeq, a predicted model, not a curated record